Cygnus olor (mute swan) is the source of this 2809-nucleotide messenger RNA. RefSeq names its product HERV-H LTR-associating 2 (gene HHLA2). Gene Ontology annotation, cellular component: external side of plasma membrane. The record is from RefSeq and is a predicted model, not a curated record. The transcript is spliced from 7 exons. Lineage: Eukaryota; Metazoa; Chordata; Aves; Anseriformes; Anatidae. Gene Ontology annotation, biological process: cell surface receptor signaling pathway; T cell costimulation; positive regulation of T cell proliferation. The coding region runs from base 440 to 1483 and encodes 347 amino acids.
UGUCAGCAAGCAGGGCUGCUUUCCUCUGCUUACUGCCUGAGUGGGCUGUAGGUUUUUUCAGCAUAUAAGGUUGUUGUUUCAUUCCCUCAGGUUGAAUAUUUACCUGCUGAUGACGCAACAGGAAUAUGAGAGGCGGCAGGCCAGGAGGAGGGGACAGCUUCUUGUACUUUCAGUUGCGGGGCAAUAGUCAACCUGCAGGAAAGUUGCAAGAAGUGCUGAUUACUUGAGCUGUCGGCCAUGUAUAGGUGUGGCUGCAGAAGAAAUAGGGAAAAGAUUUUCACCUUUAGAGAAGAGAGCUGUGUAAUUCAUUUUACUUACACAUAUAUAAAAAUCCUGCCUCCAAGAAACACCAGACUUAAUUGGAACAAUUAGCUGGAUGCAGAAGUUUUUGGGUACUCAUGAACUCAGAAGAGUUUGAAAUGAAUAAACCAACGAAGACAUGAAGGGCCAGAAGAUACCAUCUCUUCUCCUCUGUUUACUCUCCAUAUGUGCUACAACUUGGGAAAAGGAAACAGUAACAGGACUGUUUGCUAAGGAUGUCAUCCUUCCUUGUCCUUUUCCACCUGGUGAUGAUGAAGUAAUUUACUGGAAGAAAGAGGACAACGAUGUACACAGCUACUACUACAGGAGGGAUUAUCUGGAAAGCCAACAUCUGGAUUACAGAAACAGAACUCACCUUUUUCAUGAGAAUAUUCCUCAUGGAAAUGCCUCCUUGAAACUUAGUAACCUGACCUUGACUGAUGAGGGCCUUUACCUUUGCUACGUGGGAACACAACAAACUAAAACAGAAGUGGAAGUUGAGCUGCACGUGCGAGUUUCCUCAUAUUAUGCGCUGGAAUACCAAAAGAACGACACAGAAAGGAUGCUGACAUGCUCUGCCUUCCUUACAUAUCCAGCACCAAAUAUAACUUGGGUAAAAGGCAAUAUAUCCAUCCAAGAAACAGGUUGGGAGGAAACCAGGGAUGGCAUUCUCUAUUCUCUUAGAAGUCACCAGAGCAUUAUAAACACAUCUGAUCCUUACUCCUGUCAUAUUCAUCUCCCUCACGAGAAGUGGACUGCUGAAUGGAGGAUGCAAGACCAACUGUCAAAAGCAAAAGGAAGUAGCGUUUCCAUUACUUGUGAAUACAGCAGUGACACUUCACACAGAGAGGGCGUCAGUGUUGUCUGGAUACUAAACAGAAAUUCAGUGAUCUCAGUCCUGGCCACCUUCAAUGGUACAUCUCACUCUUACCAGCCUCGAGUCCAGAUUAACCAAAGUGACUAUUCACUGUUAUUGAGGGAUCUUACCGCAAAUGACAGUGGAGAAUAUCUCUGUAACAUUUCAUCACCUCACUACACAAAACUUACUGUGAGAACUUUGCAAGUUGAACAUUCAGAUAACACUUGGAUAGUUGUGACAGCAGUGGUCGUUGUACUGGUGGUGAUAGUACUGGCGGUGAUAGGAGUCUAUGUCUAUGUCAAGAGAGAAUCAGGACUACUAUAAGAUACAGCGGAUCAGGAAUACUAUAAGCACCUUGACAUACCAAAAGAAAACGUGUCUCUGCAAACAAAGACUUUACUGAGAAUGCUGCUGAAAUACAAGCUUGAGCAGAAGAGUUCCUUCAUCUUCCCUAUUGAAUUUCACAAAGAACUAAGUGGAAAUGCAAUCAUCUGAACAACAGUAACAAACAAGUAAACUGACAGAAAAAACAUACACAAGUCAAUUGACAUUUUAUGUGAGGAGUCUGCAUGAAGAACCAGAAUGCGAGUAUACUAAAAGGACAAUGAAAAAGUUUUACGCGAGGCUGAGUUUUAAGUGUUGGUGGACUUUGGGUUUGUUUUUGCACUAUGAGGGGAAGAGAGGGCUUUCUGUUUUGCACUUCACUGAGUAUUUUAAUUCCAAUUCCAUGACAACUCUUCCCCGUGUUUUCAGUUUUGAAGUGGAAAAGAUCUAAAAGAAUGCUGUUUAUGAGCCAGGGGCAGUCCUUAUGGGAUAAGUCCCUGAGCAGCAUCUCUUAGUCCUCUUGUGCAGCUGGAGAACAAAAAUGCUUUCGCUGAUAGUAGUGGAAGUUUCUAAACUGACCAUUUGUAUUAAAUUUAGUUUCUGCUGUCCCCCAAAAAAAUGGUGCAACCUUUGACUGGCAGGACAGCUAGAAGCAGGGCUAUCCCAGCUUUUAGGGCUGUCCCCUACACAGGUUUAAUCCAGAGUGCUUUAACAAUCUGCACAUGAAGGACGUGGGGCUGUGAAACGUGACUGGAUUUGCCCUUAGGUUUGAUUUCAUCAGAGAUCUGCCAAUUAGGAUUUGUUCCAACAUAAUGAAGUGGGUUGUUGGCAGUGUGUCAUCUUUUAUUGAUCCCUGGGGCUCGACAAAAUAGAAAUACAUAGAAAUGAAUGUAAUACACUACACAGUCUCUUUGGGUUUUCACUUGAUAUUUAUUUCUGUAAGUGCUUUUUUAUUUUUUCCCGUACAUCUGCUUUUGGUUAUGCCUGAUUAUAUGAAACAUCUUCUCACAUUUGUCAACUUGGACUGCACUUACUCCUCUUCAUGAACCUGAAAUGCAAUUGAGAGAGAUAGUAUACAACUAUUAAAAUUAAAAUUAAACUGUUACAUUUAAACUAUUAGAAAUUAAAGUUAAACUGUUGAAUUUGAACUGUUUAACAGUUUAAUUAAAAUGAAACUUUUAAAAACUGUUAAAGUUUUACAGGGGGGUUUAGAGUUCAAGUUCACAUGUAAAUGACAGAAGUUUCUGUUAACUAAUGCUUCUGCUUCCUGGCAUUACCAGCUUGUGUCUGAAAUACACUAGCCCUAAAUGGACAUACCAUAUUGAA